AAGUGGCGGGGGAGAAGCCGACGCAGUAAAAGUCCUUCUUCUUCUUCUGUUUCCGUUUCUUCUGACUCUUCACCUUCGUGAUUCGGAAACGGAGGAAAAGAAGAUAAGAAGAAAACACGGAGAAUCUGCGGUCUCUUCCCAGCUCCAUUGGCUCUCGCUCUCUCUCCUCUCCAGCAACAUGGACCAUAGCAACAUGGACCAUAGCAACAUGGACCAUGGCCACCAUCACAACACCAUGGCCCCGCCCACAACCGGCGGACACGACCACGGGGGCGGAGUGACUGACGGGGGCCAUGGAGGACACAUGAUGGGGAUGGUGAUGACCUUCUACUUUGGCUGUGAAAACGUCGAGCUGCUGUUUAAAGGACUUCUCAUCAACUCAGUGGGAGAGAUGGUCGCAGCAUGCAUUGGUGUCUUCCUAUUGGCCGUCCUGUACGAGGGACUGAAGAUCGGCCGUGAAGCGUUGCUGCGUCGCAGUCAGGUCAACGUGCGGUACAACUCCAUGCCGCUGCCAGGGGCUGAUGGGACCAUGCUGAUGGAGACGCACAAGACGGUCGGGCAGCGGAUGCUAAGCCCCGGCCACUUCCUGCAGACGCUGCUGCACAUCAUCCAGGUGGUCAUCAGCUACUUCCUGAUGCUCGUGUUCAUGACCUACAACGCUUACCUGUGCAUCGCCACGGCGCUCGGUGCCGGGAUGGGCUAUUUCCUGUUCAGCUGGAGGAAGGCUGUGGUCGUCGACAUCACCGAGCACUGCCAUUAGCUAACAAGCUAAUUAGCAUAGUGCCGGGAGGUUUAAUUUCUGCUGAUCACAAUCGAUAAAUGGUAACAACUACUCUCAUGUUUUGUGAGUGCUAGCCAACGUGCUAUUGAAACUACAGAAUACCAGAAUGGUUCAUCAUUUUCAGCUAUCACAUGAAACACUAAAUUCAUAAUAACACCUUGUUGUAGGAUAGCCUUCACUCUUAAAAACACAAGUAGAGACCUUUGUUUUUCCAGAAAACUAAAAUCACUUACUAUUGACCUUUCUGCCUAACGAGUCAGCCAAUCAGAGCUUGGAUCACAUUAGAAAGUUCUGAUUGGCCAGAUCAACAUUUCUUUUAAUCUUUUUUUUCUGUGCCAUGUCAACAGAUUAGCGGCUGUUAGCCAAAAUGUACGUAGUUUACAUACACUUCUUUUAGUUAGCAUCGUUGGCAAAUUAUUUUAAGAGCCAAUCAUAGCAAAGUAUUUAAAUAGUUUGAUUAAUUUAAUAUGCACAUUAAUAAUAGGAAAACAACCUUUUUUUUUAAGGGUUUUUUUUCUGAAAAUGUAAAAAAAACUAACAUGACUCCCUAGUUUCAUGAAUCAACACAACUAAACUUCAUUUAAUAAUCAGAGCAACAGAGCAACAACAGAACAUCAGACGUUAAACUAAACUGGAAAUGUAAAUCAUUUUCUUGUUGACACCAAAUGUUUAUUUACACUUUUUUAUAAAAACAUUUUUAAAUUAAUUAUUUGUCCACUUUGGGUAUGAGAAUCUGACUGGUUGGUGAGUCAGCCAAUCAGGGCUUGGAUAUUUGUUCACAUCUUCACUGACAAUUUCCCUAGUUUUCUUCUUUAAAACUUUGAAACACGAGUUUACAUUAACACACGGUAAAUAUCUUAAUUGAUUCAAUUUACUGGUGUCUUUUUUUUUUCUGAGCCUUAAACUCGACACCGUUUGCCUUAAUGUGGCCAACGAGUUGAAACGUCCUGAUGUUCGAUGUGCUGUGACUGGAGGCCAGUGUCCGAUCUGUAGCUGCUGCUUAUCAAUGUCAACAUUAAAAUCUGUCGUUAACGUGUCGUUAAUUGUCUGCUGCUCUCGCUUCACUAUCACCUGACAACGUUGGUCUCUUAUCUUUAGCUUUGGAUGAGAUGUCGUUCAUGGCAGCGUCAGAUGUUGUGAUAUGUUGUGAUUAUUUUAAAUAAAUCGUUUCACUCUGAGAUAGGUGGAGUUUACUUAAUGGACCAAUGAGAUUACAGGGACAGUUAGGUUACUGGAUUUCUAUUUCGUGAGUCUGCUUACUUUGGGCCGUUAUCAGGUGUCCACAGUGGGCAGUUGUAUUUUGAUGAAGGGUGUCCAUGUCCUCUUGUCCAGGUGCUGUUGUUGUGUGAGGGGCCACAUCAGGUUUAAUGUCACGUCUAAUGUCAGGUUUGAUUUUCUCGUGUGAAUUGACUCGUUGAGACUGGAUCAUGAUUAAAACAUGAAAACUUGUGAAGGAAACUUUUAUAUCUAAGUCUGAAAAUGUUCUAAUUGUCCCAAAUGCUGGAAUAAAAAAAGUUAAUGAAGAAUGUCGUCAUCAGCUUCUGUUUUGGGGAAUAAAUGGGUUAAACUAGAGGAAUAUUUGAACAGGAAAAUGUCUAAAUAAAGGCUCCAGUUUCUCAAUGAAUAGAUAAGAAAAAGGUUUGUAUGAAACAGGAACAAACUCAUUGAUGCAUAUAAGUGUUUUGGUUCAUGUGUGUAUUAAGCGAUAGCUACACUGAAAAUAAAAAUAUCAACAUUUA
Messenger RNA from Limanda limanda (common dab), 2520 nucleotides. It is a transcript of the gene slc31a1, whose product is annotated as solute carrier family 31 member 1. The coding region runs from base 179 to 760 and encodes 193 amino acids. The record is from RefSeq and is a predicted model, not a curated record. The transcript has 6 exons. Gene Ontology annotation, biological process: copper ion transmembrane transport. Gene Ontology annotation, cellular component: membrane. Lineage: Eukaryota; Metazoa; Chordata; Actinopteri; Pleuronectiformes; Pleuronectidae. Gene Ontology annotation, molecular function: copper ion transmembrane transporter activity.